This is a messenger RNA of Chinchilla lanigera (long-tailed chinchilla), 1450 nucleotides long. Its product is annotated as isocitrate dehydrogenase [NAD] subunit gamma, mitochondrial-like. Gene Ontology annotation, cellular component: mitochondrion. The transcript has a single exon. The record is from RefSeq and is a predicted model, not a curated record. Lineage: Eukaryota; Metazoa; Chordata; Mammalia; Rodentia; Chinchillidae. Gene Ontology annotation, biological process: tricarboxylic acid cycle; isocitrate metabolic process. The coding region runs from base 85 to 1248 and encodes 387 amino acids.
UUCCACCAGAGGAAACCAGUUCUGUUCAAGGAGAGGAGCACAUAUUUUCUCAUGAGAUUUUGAAUAAAUCUCAACUUAAUAACCAUGGCACUGAAGCUGCUGACAACUGCCAGUUGCUCUAUGAAGGCAAUUUUCCAUCCUACCAUUCUUGGCCAUUCUUGGGAAAUUUUUCUUGGCCCUGCGAUCUCAUUGAGGAACACCCGUUUUUAUCACAGAAUCCCUCCACCAGCCAAGUACGGCGGACGGCACACAGUGACCAUAAUUCCUGGAGAUGACAUUGGACCUGAACUAAUGGUGCAUGUGAAGACCGUGUUCCGCUGUGCGUGCGUGCCCGUAGACUUUGAGGAGGUGCGGGUGACCACCACAUCUAGCGAGGAGGAGAUUCACAAUGCCAUCAUGGCAGUGCGUCGAAACUCUGUGGCUUUAAAGGGCAGCAUUAAAACCGACCACACCCAGCCACCUUCUCACAAGUCUUACAGCAACAUAUUGCGUACCACCCUGGAUCUCUAUGCCAAUGUCACCCACUUUAAGAACCUGCCCAAUGUGGACACUCGCCACCAGGACAUAGACAUCUUGGUGAUUCGGGAGAACACAGAGGGUGAGUACAGCAACCUGGAGCAUGAAAGUGUGAAAGGAGUGAUCGAGAGCCUAAAGAUUGUUACGAAGGCAAAGUCUUUGCGCAUUGCUGAAUAUGCCUUCCAGCUGGCCCAGAAGAUGGGGCGCAAAAAAGUGACAGCUGUGCACAAGGCCAACAUCAUGAAGCUAGGAGAUGGCCUCUUUCUCCAGUGCUGUCAGGAGGUGGCGUCGCGCUACCCCCACAUCACCUUAGACAGCAUGGUCGUGGACAAUGCUACGAUGCAGCUGGUGUCCUGGCCUCAACAGUUUGACGUCAUGGUGAUGCCCAAUCUUUAUGGCAACAUUGUCACCAGUAUCUGCACAGGGUUGGUUGGCGGGUCGGGCCUUGUACCUGCAGCCAACUAUGGCAGCUUAUAUGCAGUGUUUGAGACCGCCUCAAGGCAGUUAAACAACGAUCCAAAGGAUAAGAACAGGGCCAAUCCUACCGCCAUGCUGCUAGCAAGUUGCAUUAUGCUGGAUUACCUCAAACUACACUCCCACGCCAAAGCGAUUCGUACUGCAGUCUUGGCAUCCUUAGGAAAUAAAAGUAUUCAAACACCAGACAUUGGAGGCCAGGGUACCACCGUGGAAAUAAUUCAGUAUAUUAUGGACCACAUCCGAAAUGCCAAUUAAAUGACCAGUGCCAUGGAAGCCAGUAUCACCCCAAGUCCUUUCUGUCCUGUUUCCUUCUCCACCCAUCCUCAAAAAUCCUACCAGCUUGGCUAACAUGGACUCCAAAACAAGUUAUCUUCUCUGGUGCAGCAGGUGCAGGUGAACCAAGACUGUUCUUUUUCCAUUAAAUUAAAAUGUCAUAAAUACUGCUGACUUAAAUUAA